UAUCUAUAGUGACACACAAGAGAACGAUAAAACGUCAGAAAUAUAACGUUACAGUACAACAUUCAUCGUUUAAAGAAGGAUAUUCAAGAAUAGAUUUUUAUUUGAAAAUGUACGUAUACAACAUGUAUAAAUACUUUUUAAAAGAUUUCAUACAUGGAAAUUGUAUGAAUAUAAAUUAUUAGCUAUUAUAUCAAUAACUAAAAACAAAUAUUACAUAAUAUUUAAAAUGCCACAAGUGGAUGGUGCUACAAUACCAGUAACAAGUCAGAACAGUGCAAGUGUACAUAAUAAUCGUAAUAUAAGCAAUUCAACACGAUUAACCUUGAACAAUAUGAAUACUGCUAGGAAUAAUAAUAAUCAAAAUCCAUUGGUUAAUGCAAGGGAUAGAUUGUUUUAUGCAAUAUUUACUAAAGCUGCAGUAACUUAUGCGAGGACAGUUCCACGAUCUGUUAGAAGAUUUAUAGAAUUUAUAGUUUUAUUGAAGGCUAUAGCAGCAUUUUUUGUGUUGGCUUAUAUUCACAUAGUAUUUUCACGAGCACCAACUAAUUGUUUAGAACAUAUAAGAGAUGAUUGGCCUCGUGAUGGCAUAUUAAGAGUUGAGAUACUUAGAAAUGGGGGAGAAGAUUAUAGUAUAGAAAAGAGUUAUGCAAAAGAAGAAAAAUUACGACAAGAAAAAGUUGAUGAUUUAACUAGUGCUUUUGGAAUAUUAACUAGAGAUGGCUUUAUCAAUAUUGAACCAUCCACUAUUGAUGAAGAACGUGACACUACUAAUGCAUCAAAUGAAGAAAAUCGUGAUAGCUUACCUGAAAAAGAAGUACUUGUUACAGAUGCUACUAUGCAUAAAGGAACAGAUACAAUUUUAAGUACUACAAAUGCAACAGAUCCAUUAUUAUCUACUAAAUUCUGGAAUGAAAUGAAUAUAGACAGUAUAGAAGCAUCAGAUGAGAAAGCACACCUAAAAAAUGCACAGAAUAAUACUGUAGAACAAGAUAUAAAUAAAUCUAAUAAGGAAGAUGUUAUUCAAUCUUCAAAGGAUUCAAAUUCUGAAGUUAGAGCAGGUGAUGGUUACAUCGUAGAAUAUUCAUUAGAAUAUGGCUUCCUGAGAUUAUCACCUGUAGCACGGCAAAGAUUGAACAUUCCUGUAAAAAUUGUUACUUUGGACCCUGUUAAUGAUAAAUGUUUUGGUGAUGACUUUUCAAGAUUAAUACUCGAUGAACUUCUAGGAUAUGACGAUUUAUUAAUGGCGAGUAUUAAGACAUUGGCAGAACAUGAAGAUAAUCAAGGCUUUUUACGAAAUGUGGUGACUGGAGAACAUUAUCGAUUUGUAAACAUGUGGAUGGCCAGAACUACAUACCUUGCUGCAUUUUUUAUCAUGUUAGUUUUUACUAUUUCCAUCUCGAUACUACUACGGUACUCGCAUCACCAAAUCUUCAUCUUCAUUGUGGAUCUGCUUCAAAUGUUGGAGUUCAACUUAAUGAUAACGUUUCCUGCUGCAUCUCUGCUCACGGUGCUCCUGGCGCUUGUUGGAAUGGAGGCAAUCAUGUCCGAGUUCUUCAACGACACCACGACUGCGUUUUAUAUCAUACUGAUUGUUUGGAUCGCUGAUCAGUACGAUGCCAUUUGCUGUCACACACCCGUUACGAAGAGGCACUGGUUACGAUUUUUCUAUCUCUAUCACUUCUCCUUCUACGCCUAUCAUUACCGAUUUAAUGGACAGUACAGCAGCUUGGCACUCGUUACAUCCUGGUUCUUCAUACAGCAUUCGAUGCUAUACUUCUUUCAUCACUACGAGCUGCCCGUGAUCCUGCAGCAGGAUCAAUUACAGAACCUUCUAUUCCGCAAUCAUCCGCAGGCUGGAAUGGCGGAACCCACACCCGCGCAGCCUUCGCCAAGUAUAAAUCAGGCAUUGACCAGUAUGGCACCAAUACCUGAAACUUCACCAGCACGAGAGUCGACGAUUGUCAGGGAACCUGAACCGACACAAGAGACACUCCCGAGUCCACCGCAGGAUGAGUCGGACUCGGCUGCUCCUGAUGCUCACGCAGAGGAGCAAGUUGAACCCGCAAUGGAAACUACUUCAUUGGCCGACGAACAAAGUAACGAAGCAGCAGAGAGCCCGUCGGAGUCAACAGCGCCGGAUUCGAAUACCGUCGCAGAGGCGAGCACGGAGCCGAAAACAGAAGCAGCGAUAUCUGGUAACGUCGCGUCCUCCUCGAAGAUCGGGGACAAUAGAUCAUCGACCGAUGCCUCUACCUUGGAAGGCUUCGAGAUGAUCGAGGCUACCGAGACGACGUGGAAGGAAGCGACAUCCUGUCAAGACAAGUAGAGGAACACUGAACGCCCCGAGCCGUGCCAGUUGCACAUUGCUGUUAGGGUAGUCCGGAAGAGAAGAGGUUGUCAUCUCAACGUGGUUGCAUCUGCAAAUAGAACGUCUUGGGGCUGAAGACCUCGGGACUUGGCGGACAAUCGUGCGGAGCAGAGAUCAGCCAUCUUGACUCCGUGGAUUAUGUCAGGGAUCUAAUUACAGCGUUUAUUUUAUAAUCGAUCGAUGUCGAAGCUCUGAAAAUUUGAUCAUUUGACAAAAGCUGAAAGCAAAUCGAAGAGAUGGGAAACGUAGGGGUAGUUUGACAGCGAUAGCUGGCAGAUGUUAGGUUUUAACGAGUAACCUGGGAUCUUGGGGUCCAGGACGCGUGAAACGGGAUAGCCAGUGACUGGAUUUCAUCGCGCAUGGUACCAGAUCGCUUGAAAAUAUACUCCUUCUGCCUGUCAGGCUAACGUACGCGGUAUCUCGUGUCCUCGGGGUCGGGGAGGAAACGCGAAACUCGGGAAAAAGCGCAAGAAGCGUGUUCCAAGUUCAUUGUAUACAUCGCAACUGUACGAACAGUAUCGGGAAAUUGACUUCGAGUACGAUGAAAUUUUUUAUUGACAAAUCUGCACGAAGCUUUCGUCGGACCGCACCUUGCCGUUGUUAUCACCAUUACUGAUAAUUCCCGUUGAGAAUUUUAGAGAACCACACAGACAAUUCGCAGUGUAUCAAGCGAAUUCGAUACGUACGAUUUUUAUCUACCGUUCGUUCCCUCGGUAUACGAUCAUUGUAUCCAAUGACGUGGACUAGCGAGACCACAGUUCCCGGACGCGACAAGUUCCAGUUCCUUCAGCCGAUAUUCUUCCUUUCUCGCUCCUUUGCGUUUAUUCCACGUCACGUGCAAAUAGACUUUACCCAUCUGGACGAAUGUUAGCCAUAGCGAAGCAUCUGAAGCCGAAUUUUCGAAUUUUCUCCGUGUCUCACUUUGCCUAACUCCUCAAUGCGAUGUUACCUGUUCCCUCUGAACCGAGUCGUCAAAUUUCGCGUUUUUCUCUCCGGAUCACAGUUUGGCAACUGUUGAUAGAUCGAUCGCGUUGAUCCAUGUAUUCAGAUUCGACGGGAUCGCGAUUUCCUGAGAGUGACCGAGCCAUCUGCUGUCAACCGCGAGUCUUCGCAGCGUCGUUCGCGCGGACCAAAGGCUUUGUACGUUGUGCAAACGUGUGAACGUUCUAUCUCGCGGCAAGUUGUGCAACAUUUUGUUACGACUCGGGGACUUGGUUGAGCAAGGGAAUUGUGGUACGCUAAAGAUGCGCCGGUGUCACGCGAAACGUUGAAGUUAUUCCAUGUUACGCGAGAUCAGAGACUCUCGAUUGAAACGGCGAAAGGGGGACGAAGCGAACGAGAAGAGAGUGGAUUAAUGGAAAUAUAUUUUACUUUUUAUAUGUUUUACCUCGAUCGAUGUGAAAUCUCCAUAUUGACACGGCCGAACGUGGUUGGUCAUGGUAAAUACUACCAUUUUAUCGCGUAUCCGAGAUGAAGCGACGCUGCGAAUACGUUAGAGAUCUCUGUGCCAGCCGAUCGUGUUUCCUCUUAUUCGCUUCUUUCUUCUCGUUUCGAUGAGCCUUUCUACCAGUGGUGAUCGUGAUUUUUAACGCUUAUCGAGUAUCGAUUUAAGGAAUCAAAUUUUAACUGGUAGUGGUAAGCCAUGUCAGGAUUAACUGGCGACAGAACGUGUUAAAAGAUACUUAGUGCACAUAUAUACAUAUACAUAUACAUAUAUAUAUAUAAAUAUUUAUUCUUUACCAUAAACGUUCUUCUAUCGUGUAUAUGUAAAUUUAUUGUGAAAAAAUACCCGUGUCCAUGGUAUUCGAAACAUUGGAGCACUGUGUACAUCUUGCGUGUAAAGAUCAGCGAGAGGACACAUUAGAAGUUGUAAAGUAUAGUAACAGGCCGAGGAGAAAGGAAAGGAAGAGAGAACACGAAGAUCAAUCAUCGUUUUAACGUUUCGAAUUCGAUCCGUCUGUGUAAAAUAUUUUCCUAAACUAUUUGCAUCGUAAAAGUCGUUUCUUUUUCUUAUUAUUUCUUUCAUGGUUGGUUGUACAUAAUAUUACAUUACGAUUAUUAUCAUUAUGCUACUGCUAUUCUUAUUGAUAUAUUAUAAAUAAACGUAAAGGUGUUGCAAUUCCGGAUCUUCGUCUGUGUUACUUUAUAGUAAUUCGUAGAGUAAUUCUGUAGUUUAGGGACUUUCCUCGAGUUUGGCUGUUUGGUCUCAGCUGAAACAUCGUUUUAAUUUUAUUCUCAAAAUUUUCCAACGUUUCUGUCAUUUUUAAUUACCAUUUAGAAAACAAGAUUUAGAAGAAAUCUUCCCUAUGUACGUACAUUUAUAUAUAUAACUGUCACUUAGUUGUAGCUUCAUAUGUAUUGGUAAAAAAUUAUCGACACUACUGUCUUGUGUUCAUGCCCCUUUUGUUUCCGCUCUAAUGCAAAAUCACCAAAUUAAUUUUAUAGUCUAUCAAAUUUAAUUAUUUAAUUUACCCAGAUUCCUUAAUUUCGCGACGAAAUGAAAGUCAAAUAUACAAAACCGGGGAAAGCCCUUAAACUACGAGACUGCCUUUCUCGUCGUCGACAGGAAGAAGCCUUCUCGGUCGUACACGGUCACUCCUUUCGAAUUUUCGAAUUUUCGGACUUGGUGAAAAAGUAGAACGAACACCGACGCCAAUUCGAGAUCCCCUAAAACGAAAUUGCUGCGCAGAUGAUCGAUGCAGUGAGUUGGUAUCGUUCCGAUCGUCGAAUUCCUCUGGUCGUGAAAACCUCGGGUCCCGGCGAAACACGGAGAACGCGAGAUUUAAAAGAGAUUCCCGUGAAAUUGGAAUUGAUUGUUGAAGCGAGACAGCGCCGGGUACGAGUCGUAGGUCGAAUCCUGUCGAAGACGCGGCUUCCGGUAGGGUGCGAGGCGUGGAAGCGCCGAAUUAGACGGAUAGAUAGCGGUUUCGGAUAGAAUCAAACAGGUGGCGUGGCGGAGUUCGAGGCAGGCGGCCGGCAGGUCGCGCGUAAGAUGGAGGAAAUCCUUUUCACCCUGUCGCGGGGAUAGAAAGGGGUGAAACGAAACGGGAGAGUGAUGUUGCGAAAACGUCUGAGGGGACACGACAGUCGUACAAACGUAACGAUUUAUUUUCAUUACGACAUAAUUAGGGACGAGACCCGUGAUUCGAUGCGCUCUCCACGCUCGCCGCUACAUCUACGCACGGACACGCCCUGGUCGAGGAUGUUUUGAACCUGAGGGUACACGGUUCAAUCGAUAGGGGGUGUCCACGCGCUGCGUUAGUCGCUUGGAUUUCGUGCAUAGAAUUAAGCAGGCGUCGAAGGGAUUUCUUCGCUCCCGGAUCAGCUUGAUGAAGAUGGCGUUCGGUUUCGACACGGUCAGAGCUUGGUAAUAUUUAUUGGGAACAUACUUCAAAUGAUCGAUAAUGCAUUCUUUGCAAUUUAGAUAAAGUAGUAUUACGAGUAAGAAUCUAAUUUUUGAUAAAUAAAAUGUUUUGUUUUGGUAAUUUUAGUUUGA
Molecule: messenger RNA, 5864 nt
Organism: Eufriesea mexicana
Lineage: Eukaryota; Metazoa; Arthropoda; Insecta; Hymenoptera; Apidae
Product: membralin
Exons: 13
Coding region: 227-2326 (699 amino acids)
Biological process (GO): positive regulation of ERAD pathway; response to endoplasmic reticulum stress
Cellular component (GO): endoplasmic reticulum
Source: RefSeq, a predicted model, not a curated record